AUGCCUUCUUCCAAGAAGAAGCUCUCGUUCUCGCUCACGCGACUAAAGGUCAAAAAGAUAUUCCGGUCCAUCAAGAGUCCAUUCCGAAAGGACGAACGCGUCAGAGACGAACCUGCUACAACUCCUGUGGUAAACCAAAAUGUUCGAGAUGUUGUUCGUGAGGACUCUGAGGAGCUAGAUGUCGACAAAAAGACAGCCAUUCACCGUCGAGAACAAACGCCACCCGCCAGCAGUGAUGAUAACUCUUGCACAUUGCUGUCUGACAAAGAGUCUGAUAGCUCUUCCGGGUCCGAGAUUUAUUUCGAUGCCCAAGAAACCAUUCUUGACUCUAGCAAUCAGGAGGAGACUGCGGUUCAUGAUGAUGAAACCGAACCCGUGAGCAGCAUAAUCGCUCAACACCAUCAAGCCAACAUCCCUGGCAGAGAAGAGGAAAAAGACAUGACCAAAAACGACACGGGGCUCGACCAACAGCAGCAGCAGGACGCUCACCUGACUCUGCAAAAGCUCGCCCCAGAAUUGAUAAUCGAGAUCAUGCUUCUUCUUCCACACAGCAGCCUUUAUCUUCUCCAACAGACAUGUCAAAAGUUUCGCCAGCUCUCAAAGCGAGACACUUUCAAGACAUUCAACCUCGAGUUUCGAGACGGACCUGAGAGCUAUUGUAUCAGCGAGAAUGGCUACCAACAACGAAAGGUCAUUCGAGACAUCCUUGCUCGCAGCACUCUCUGUCAAGAAUGUAACGCCCACCGCGAUUCGGGCAAGUUGCUAGAAGUGAUGCACAAGCUCUACGAGCUGCAACACUGUCACGGAUGUAAAGCCAGUCAUCCUGCGCUGUUCUUCUCUCCCGAGGAGAAAGGGAAACAAUACACGCAGUGCUUGGGUCGAAUCGGAACUUUUCCGCUCUGCUCGCAUGAGUCUUUUGCAGGCCCCGAUAUGGUCACUCUUUCCAAUGCCGGUGGAAAGGAAAGAUCGAUAGCGUGCGAGGAUUCGAGCCAUAAAAUAUCCCCUGACUCCUUCUACGAGACAAAAUACGCGCCCAGAGGUUUCCUCGACAUCGGGUUAGCUUUGGAUAGUGGGCCAAUGAAGCACUACUUGUAUUUCAUACUCGAAACAACUAUUCACCUCGUCGUUCUUGAUGGAUGCUCAGACAUAUGUACGGAAGAAGCUAUUCGGCAGCUAAAAAAUGGUCAAUACACCGUGGGCGACGCAAAAGCUCUAUGCAAGCAUUUCUCUAGCGAGAUCCUCGAAGAGUGUGUGGCCUCCGAUCCAUCCAAGUGUUCAUGCUUCCCACGAUCAGAGACAGGACUUCAAAAACGCACGCUCGUUUGCAAUGUUCCCAACGCAAUCUGCCAGAUUUGCGGCGCAGAGUAUCAUCUAAGUCUGAGGCAAGACAGAACCAUAAGAUCGGCGGAAACAAAGCCUCGCGGAAAAACAAUCAUAGACCUGGAGAUCAAAAGACAUAUUCGCCUGAGAACCUUCCUCCACCCCUUGUGGCUUUUCAAUCUCAACUACAACCAGGAUAAGGAUUGCGACUCACGGCUCAAACGAAACCCUCUACUGGACGAAGAAAUGAAACACAUGCUCUGGUGCGACAAUUCUUGUUGCGCGACAGGGUCUGGCCGCCGAUGGGAGAAAAUGGCACUGCUGUAUUUGAACGAUGCUUUCAACAUGGGGGCACUGCAAGAUGGUAACUACGGCGAUGACGCUCGGGCUAGAGAUACGGCUUGGCUGUCGCUUGAGUACGAUGUAUUUAACGGCUUGACAGCCUGA
Fusarium tjaetaba is the source of this 1767-nucleotide messenger RNA. RefSeq lists its product as uncharacterized. The record is from RefSeq and is a predicted model, not a curated record. Gene Ontology annotation, molecular function: protein binding. Lineage: Eukaryota; Fungi; Ascomycota; Sordariomycetes; Hypocreales; Nectriaceae. The transcript has 2 exons. Bases 1 to 1767 code for a protein of 588 amino acids.